This is a messenger RNA of Melanaphis sacchari, 1455 nucleotides long. Its product is annotated as aminomethyltransferase, mitochondrial. The record is from RefSeq and is a predicted model, not a curated record. Gene Ontology annotation, cellular component: mitochondrion. NCBI's taxonomy places the organism in Eukaryota, Metazoa, Arthropoda, Insecta, Hemiptera, Aphididae. The coding region runs from base 120 to 1367 and encodes 415 amino acids. Gene Ontology annotation, molecular function: protein binding; aminomethyltransferase activity. Gene Ontology annotation, biological process: glycine catabolic process. The transcript has 6 exons.
AAUCAUAUUCAUGUAAUCAUGUGUAUAGAGUAAUCAACGUUGAUCGAUUGAAAACAUUAUAGGUCCAUUUAUUAUGUUUGUUUUGUUCAAUCGUAUAAAGACUGAACAUAUAGAUAGCCAUGUCACUGUUUAAACUGAAUUCCAGACUAAUAUUUUUCAAACUACGAUCACCAGGUGAGUGUGAGAGGAACACCUUGGCAGCGCGAUCAUACGCAAACGAUGCGAGAAAAACUAGAUUGCACGAGUUUCACGUCCGUCAUGGAGGUAAAAUGGUACCGUUCGCCGGCUAUAUGAUGGCAGUCAAAUAUGCCGAUAGCAUAGCAUCCUCGCAUCUGCAUACACGUCGGCAGUGUUCUUUAUUCGACGUGUCACAUAUGUUGCAGACGAAAAUUCAUGGCAAACAUAGAGAGCAGUUCAUGGAACGGAUUUGCGUUACGGACGUACAGAAUUUGGGGACGGGGAAAAGUGCACUGAGUUUGUUCAUAGACGACCAGACUGGUGGUAUACUGGACGAUUUGAUCAUAACGAAAACCGAUGGAAACUAUUUGUACAUGGUGACUAAUGCUGGUUGCAAGGAACAGGACAUGCGAAUGUUAACCGAAGAAUUGUCCGCUUUCAAAUCGAGCGGUCAAGACGUGAGCUUGGAGUUUUUGGACAGCGAUGAGCAGUCGCUGUUGGCCUUGCAAGGACCCCGUUCCGCGGACGUGCUUCAGUCAGUUGUAGACAAAUCCACCGAUCUAUCGAAGCUAUACUUCAUGGACUCCAUUACAGCUACGGUCUGCGGCGUGCCGGACUGCCGAGUCAACCGGUGCGGUUACACCGGCGAAGACGGUUUCGAAAUAUCCGUGCCCUCCGAUCGGGUCGAAGCUAUUGCUGAGUCGUUGGUCGCCCACGACGACGUGAAAUUGGCCGGGCUGGGCGCCAGGGACACUCUGAGAUUGGAAGCCGGUAUGUGUUUGCACGGAGCAGAUAUAAGUAUUGAAACGACGCCGGUCGAAGCUGCGUUGAUGUGGACCAUAAGUCGUAAGAGAAGAGACGAACGACGGUUUCCCGGCGCUUCUGUGAUUUUGAAACAACUGAGCGACGGUGCGCAACGUAAGAGAGUCGGCCUCGUUCAAAAAGCUCACGGUGCUCCGGUCAGGGGCGGAGCAGUCUUAUUUAACGUAGUGGACGGUGAAAAAAUCGGUUCAGUGACUAGCGGAUGCCCGUCCCCGACAUUAUCCCAGAACAUAGCCAUGGGCUAUGUAGACAGUAAAUUUGCCAAAAACGGAACUGAGAUACAAGCGGAGGUCCGAGGACAGAAGAUACCUAUGGUCGUCACGAAAAUGCCAUUUGUGAAAUCAAACUAUUAUUCAAAACCCAAAUAAUAAACAGUUUAAUAUUUGAUUUAUAAUAAUAUAUUCGAUCAUUAUCUAUCACAGUGGAUUACGUUGACGUUGAAAUUGAAGAAAUAUU